Neodiprion virginianus is the source of this 1529-nucleotide messenger RNA. Its product is annotated as GDP-D-glucose phosphorylase 1-like. The transcript has 6 exons. Gene Ontology annotation, cellular component: cytoplasm. The coding region runs from base 185 to 1243 and encodes 352 amino acids. Gene Ontology annotation, biological process: glucose metabolic process. Lineage: Eukaryota; Metazoa; Arthropoda; Insecta; Hymenoptera; Diprionidae. The record is from RefSeq and is a predicted model, not a curated record. Gene Ontology annotation, molecular function: GDP-D-glucose phosphorylase activity.
UUUGUUCAAAACAGCAUCAGAAACUAGUGCGAACAGUACUGUAAGCGUAUUUUAGACGCAAGGUACGGAGACGUUUAAAUAUUCGCAAUAUUUGCUGAUUGUUCCAGUUUCUUAAGCUCUACGUGCACAUUUGUCACUUAUACACAAGAAUUAAGAACCGUUUUCAUCAAGUUACCAGUGGAAUAUGUCGGAGGUCAGCGGAAUUACUAAAGUUCCGACAUUCCGGUACGAAGACAAAGACUUCAACCUUGUCGUCACGACGGCUAACGGAUUAAAAUCCAGAUUUGAUUCGUUCCUCACAGAGAAAUGGCAAGAUGCAAGAGAAAACGGAAUAUUUUGGGUCGAUUUGAACAUUCCAAAAGAGAGAACUUUGCCAGGCAAUUACGGUUUCUUAGCCCAGCUGCAUCCGGAUAAAGGAAAAAAACGACGGAAGCUCCAAGUGAUCACGUCGAUGUUACAACCCUUCGAUUCCAGAGAAUUUAAUUUUACGAAUUUGCCAAAUGAAGAGAUCUUGUUUGACGUUGGCAAUGGAGAUGGGAAUGACAUCGUGGCUGUAAACGUCAGCCCUUCUGGAAUGUACCACAGCUUACUGAUCGUCGAGCGAUUUAAAUGCUUACCACAAAGAGCUACCAGGCAUAGUAUUGAAAAAGCUGUUGAUUUGAUGCUCCUGAGUAACUCGCCGUACUUCAGAAUAAUCUUCAACAGUUCAUGUGCGCACGCAUCUGUCAAUCACUUACACUGGCAUUUGUACUAUUUGAAACGUGACAUGCCGCUUGAAUCUAUCAAACUCAACCAUCUUCGAGGUCCUGUGUUUAUGCUGAAGGAAUUUCCAGCUAAAGGAUUUUGCUUGAAGUUGUCCUCGUUUUCGGAUCCCAACGCGAUCGGCGAUUUAGUUUCGUGGACGUACUUCAUCAUAGAUCGUCUCCACAAGUCCGAAAUCCCUUACAGUGUCUGUUUAACCAGAGCUAAGGAAAAUAUUGGCGAUAACGCUUAUGAGGAUGUUCGGGUUUAUAUUUGGGGACGAAAGCCUGGAACUAGGGUGACAAACCGCUUCGAUUUUGCGCCAUCUGUAUGCGAGUUUUUUGGACAUUUGAUAAUCACAAGUCGACAACUGUACGACGAAUUGACCGAAGAAUCGGUGGAUAAAAUUUUGAACGAUCUCACUUCGGAUAGCUUCUCGGCUGUGAGAGAUGAUGUGUUAGGAAUGGAUCUGAAUGGGAAGGAAUUGAUAAUGGCGCCGUGAAGAAAUUUACGUCGAGGCGAUGUUCCUGUAACAUUCCAUAAUAUUGAGCUGUAAAAUUCUUUAUAAUGUAUCUGCAAAAUCUGUUCAACAUCCAGGUACCCGCAAAAGCACCCCCUAAUUUACGUUUCAUUUGUAACGUUUCCGAACAUCCGAGUAACGGAAACUAUGUUUCAGCGACAUUUAGAUUGUAACAUUUCAUUUGUAGUAUACCUGUAAAAUCACGGUAAUAAAACAUAUUGUACGUUAGCGUAAUGCCACAUGAAAGGGUUUUUUUUGUAACGUUUUC